UUCUCUCUCUCUCUCUCUUACUCUUCUCUUCUCCAUCACCGGCGGCGAUCUCAGCUGCCAUUCUCCGGCAGAAAUGCCCUUCCGUUGGCUGAAACCUCUCUACUGCAAAUCCAACGCCUUGGAUGACAUAGUUCAGCUCCCAAAGAAACGCCAGCCAUCCUCCUCCUCAAGAAAUCCAUCACUAUCUUGCCACAGUUCCUCUCAAGCCCUUCUCGACGUCUUCUUCCUCCUCCCCAAAACCCCCCAUUUCUCUACCCAAAAGCCCCAACAUACUCGCUCCCAAACUAACACCUCGAUACCAAAUCCUAAUCUCUCUCCCAAACAGAUACCGAAAUCGCACCACAACAGCCCUCCUUUUCCCCCUCGGCCGCCGCCGUCACCGCCUCCACCUCUUCCAACACUCUCGAAGCUCCCGGCAACCCAUUCUUCCCGUCGCAUAAUCGAAAUAAUCUUCCGUUCAAGCUGGUCCCUUCCUUUCCCCUUCCACAUUGACAUGCUAUUCCGCAUCCGCCACACCCCGCUUGCCAUCGCAGCCUUCGAGGCCCGCCGCACUGCCGUCCUCCGCCUCGAUUCCAACGACCCUCGCUGCGCUGCCGACGGCAACGAGAUGCUUCGCUUCCACGCGACGGCCGCCGACGGCGGAUUAGCGCGAUGCAAAGUGGGGAAGAUGGAGGGGGUGCGGACCUUCGCCGGAAGCGGUGGGGCCCACGAGUGCUGCGGUGGCGGAUCGCGUCGAAGGGGUAUGAUGGUUUGUCGGGUUAUUGUGGGCCGUGUCGGGGACCCGGAGGAGAUGGGAUCCGGAGUUGACUCGGUCAGACUCGGUGAAGAGGAGUUAUUGGUGUUCGAUGCUCGGGCGGUUCUUCCCUGUUUUUUAAUUAUCUAUAAGGUUUAAUUAUACAUUAAUUAACACUGUAUUGUGUGCAUUUGUAUAUUU
Messenger RNA from Dendrobium catenatum, 934 nucleotides. RefSeq lists its product as uncharacterized. Bases 74 to 892 code for a protein of 272 amino acids. Lineage: Eukaryota; Viridiplantae; Streptophyta; Magnoliopsida; Asparagales; Orchidaceae. The transcript has a single exon. The record is from RefSeq and is a predicted model, not a curated record.